ACUAAUGCAUUGAGUGGGAGAAAAAGAUCUUUCCCCCACCUACUCCAAGGGCCCCAAAGACCUUGGAGAUUUAUCUGCUUUCUAUGUCUGUGUGUGAAUGAUCGGCGGAGGAGAAAUAUUGGGGGAGAGAGUGGGAACUCAUAGAAUUGUAAGGUAUUUUAUGUGUAUUUCCCAAACUGCCUUUUGACCACCAUCCAACUGUGGCAGCGUGGGAUUCGUGAGCGUCUCUCUUCAUCCUGUGGCUCCAACAUGUACUUUCCCUGUGGGCUAAGUCUGCUAUACAGGGGUUUAUCCAGAUCCAUCGGAAAGACCACCCAGCGGAUCUGGGGUUGCCUCUCUAGAAGUCUGGUGCUGAGUUCACAAAGGAGAUUUCCAGAAUUCAAUAGCUUUGUUGCCAGGACCAACACCUGUGGAGAGUUGCGUUCUUCUCACUUAGGCCAAGAGGUCACCUUGUGUGGAUGGAUUCAGUACCGAAGGCAAAACACCUUCCUGGUCCUGAGAGAUUGCCAUGGGCUUGUUCAAGUUGUCAUUCCCCAGGAUGAGUCAGCUGCUUCUGUCAUGAAGAUUUUAUGUGACGCCCCUGUGGAAUCUGUGGUGCAAGUGUCUGGGACUGUUGUUUCGCGACCUCCAGGACAAGAGAAUCCAAAAAUGCCAACAGGUGAAAUUGAAAUCAAAGUCAAAACAGCUGAGCUACUGAAUCCCUGCAAGAAACUGCCCUUUGAAAUUAAAGACUUUGUGAAGAAAACAGAGGCUCUUCGUUUGCAGUAUCGCUACUUAGAUUUGCGUAGUUUCCAAAUGCAAUAUAACCUGAGAUUGAGGUCCCAGAUGGUCAUGAAAAUGCGAGAAUAUCUCUGUAAUCUGCAUGGGUUUGUGGAUAUAGAAACCCCAACAUUGUUUAAGAAGACUCCAGGGGGUGCAAAAGAGUUUGUGGUAGCAUCAAGGGAACCUGGAAAGUUUUAUUCCCUCCCCCAGAGUCCUCAACAGUUUAAGCAGCUUCUGAUGGUUGGAGGUUUAGACAGAUAUUUUCAGGUUGCCCGAUGUUAUAGAGAUGAAGGUUCAAGACCAGACAGACAGCCCGAGUUUACCCAGAUUGACAUAGAGAUGUCUUUUGUAGACCAGACCGGAAUCCAGAGUCUAAUUGAGGGUUUGCUUCAGUAUUCCUGGCCCAAUGACAAAAAUGCUGUGAUGGUUCCUUUUCCUUCUAUGACUUUUUCUGAGGCUUUAGCCACCUAUGGAACUGAUAAACCUGACACUCGCUUUGGGAUGAAGAUUGUGGAUAUCAGUGAUGUGUUCAGAAACACAGAAAUUGGAUUUCUUCAGGAUGCACUUAGAAAGCCUCAAGGAACCAUCAAAGCCAUAUGUAUCCCUGAAGGAGCAAAAUACUUAAAAAGGAAAGGCAUUGAGUUCAUUAGAAACUUUGCAGUUGAACACUUUAAUCAGGAAGUCUUACCUGUAUUCCUGGAAGGCAGUAGAAAUCAGAAUUCUCCAGUUGCUAAAUUCAUAAUGGAGGAGCAAAGAUUGGAACUAAUCAGAUUAAUGGAGAGCCAAGAAGAAGAUGUGAUCCUCCUAACCGCAGGAGAGCACAAGAAAGCAUGCUCUUUGUUGGGAAAAUUACGACUAGAAUGUGCUGACCUUCUAGAAGCAAGAGGAGUGGUGCUCCGUGACCCAGCUUUGUUCUCUUUCCUUUGGGUGGUAGAUUUCCCACUCUUCCUUCCCAAGGAAGAAGAUCCCACAGAGCUGGAGUCAGCCCACCACCCAUUUACUGCUCCCCACCCCAGUGACGUCCACUUCCUGUACACUGAGCCUGAAAAGGUCCGUAGCCAACACUAUGACUUGGUUUUAAAUGGCAGUGAAAUAGGAGGUGGUUCCAUCCGAAUUCACAAUGCAGAGCUACAGUAUUAUAUCCUGGCAACAUUACUAAAGGAAGAUGUGAAAUUGCUCUCCCACCUACUCCAGGCUUUAGAUUGUGGGGCACCCCCUCAUGGAGGAAUCGCCUUAGGGCUAGACAGACUGAUAUGCAUUGUCACUGGAGCUCCAAGCAUCAGAGAUGUGAUAGCCUUCCCCAAAUCCUUCCGUGGACAUGACCUCAUGAGCAAUGCCCCAGAUUACAUUCCUCCUGAGGAACUGAAGCCCUACCAUAUCCAGGUCUCCUGGCCAGCGGACUCAGAGACAGCCAAGAGCUCAUUGAAUCACAGACCCCAUCCAGAAAGUUGAGCUUUGUCCUCUUUGCUUCCCCAGAGCUAAAAUCAAAUCCCAAGUUCUGCCACAGAUCUAACAAUCAAGUCUUUAAAUUAAAAGAAUCCAGGCAACAUUCUUCACAAUGAAGAAAUAGAAAAUAUCCAGUUUUGACUUAAUGAUAGGCUUCAUUAGGGUUUGUUGUUGAGACUUUUGACAUUCCUUUUUAUUUGGACUGGUGUGAAAGUUGGCUCUUAGUUGGAGUAACAUAAUGGCCUAGUGCUUUCUCAUCAUGUGAAAUGUGGGAAAAUGCAUGCCCCUCUAGUCAGUUGAAGGACUGAACUAGGCUUUUAUGAGAAUCCUAUAAAUUAAGUUUUAUUGUUAUUUUAAAAGUGUGAGAAGCAGUAUAAUGCAAAAAAAAAAUCAGUGAAAAUAAUUUUCACCUUGAACAAGUUAAA
This is a messenger RNA of Choloepus didactylus (southern two-toed sloth), 2633 nucleotides long. RefSeq names its product aspartyl-tRNA synthetase 2, mitochondrial (gene DARS2). Bases 250 to 2214 code for a protein of 654 amino acids. NCBI's taxonomy places the organism in Eukaryota, Metazoa, Chordata, Mammalia, Pilosa, Megalonychidae. The transcript has 17 exons. Gene Ontology annotation, molecular function: nucleic acid binding; aspartate-tRNA ligase activity; ATP binding. The record is from RefSeq and is a predicted model, not a curated record. Gene Ontology annotation, cellular component: cytoplasm; mitochondrion. Gene Ontology annotation, biological process: aspartyl-tRNA aminoacylation.